UUGAUCUCAGUCAGCUAUAAAGGCCUGCUUCCAUUCCCUCUCUCUCACUCUUCCUCCAUUUUUUUUUUCUUCUUCUUAAUUUCUUCUUUUGAAGAUGGGGAAGCGAGCUCCAGGCUAUGCUUCACUAGCCAAUGUGAAGUUUAUGAGCUCCUGCAGGGAGAAUAAGAAAACGAUUAUCAUAUCGCAUGGCUUCGGUUUGGACCAAUCCUGUUGGCGCCACAUCCUCCCCUCACUGCUCGAAAAUCACUACACGGUGGUGACCUACGACUUGGUCUUCUCUGCAGCAUCCACCCUUGAGGACUAUGCAGAUGACCUCAUCUCUCUCAUGGAUGAGUUCGAUCUCAAGAGCUCCUUCUUCCUCGGCCACUCCAUGUCCGCCAUGGUUGGUUGCUUGGCUUCCAUCAAAAGGCCAGAGUUCUUUCACCAUCUGAUCCUUCUCUGUGCUUCUCCUAGGUAUUUAAACUCAACCGAUUAUGAAGGAGGGUUCGAGGUGUCUGACAUUGAAGCAAUGUUGGAGAAUAUGGAGAAGGAUUUCCAAUCAUGGACUCAGGGUUUUGCUCCAGCUGCCUUAGGAACUGAGGACCCAAAUCUAUGCAAAGAGUUCCAGGACAGACUGUUGAGCAUGACUCCAGAGAUCGCCAUCACACUGGCGAGGUCAUUAUAUCUAGGCGAUCACAGGGACGCGCUGCACAAAGUAUCAGUACCAGCGACAAUCGUCCACACCCAAAACGACAUCGUCGUUCCCGUCUCCGUUGCUCGAUACAUCCAUGAAAACCUUGGUGGGGAGAGCUCGGUUGUGGCCAUUCCUGCGGCGGGUCACAUGCCCCAGCUCACUGCCCCAAAGUUGCUCAUCGACGCCCUUGCAAAGCUCUUGGGGACAUGUGAUCUAGAUCCAUGAAAAGUGGAACUGAACUGCUUCUUCUCCAUUGUUGCCGGUUGCCUGUGUUGCAGUUUGAAGUACUUGCUUGUAUAAGAACCCGUGAUCUUAUUUGGUAAUAUUGGUGGAGUUGCUCUCUGUGCUUUCUUGCUCUGGUGACCAAGAAUCUGCAGCGUUGUGCUUCUGUGAAUGUAAUUAAUGUGACUGUCAAACUAAAGUAUAGUGUAGUACAGUUCAGUAAGGUUUAUGCUGUUUAAUUCUUUGAAAAAUCUCAUUGCGGUUAUGUUGUAAAAUGUU
Molecule: messenger RNA, 1174 nt
Organism: Nymphaea colorata (pocket water lily)
Lineage: Eukaryota; Viridiplantae; Streptophyta; Magnoliopsida; Nymphaeales; Nymphaeaceae
Product: strigolactone esterase D14-like
Exons: 2
Coding region: 95-898 (267 amino acids)
Source: RefSeq, a predicted model, not a curated record